Messenger RNA from Candoia aspera, 9054 nucleotides. RefSeq names its product dysferlin (gene DYSF). Lineage: Eukaryota; Metazoa; Chordata; Lepidosauria; Squamata; Candoiidae. Gene Ontology annotation, cellular component: cytoplasmic vesicle; membrane; T-tubule. The transcript has 55 exons. The record is from RefSeq and is a predicted model, not a curated record. Gene Ontology annotation, biological process: plasma membrane repair; monocyte activation involved in immune response; T-tubule organization. Bases 35 to 6271 code for a protein of 2078 amino acids.
CAAGAGCCGGAGGGGCGCGGCGACGGCAGGAGCCAUGCUCCGCUGCCUGCUCCAGCGCGCCUGCAGCCUGCCCGGCUUAGAGAGGGGCGAGAAGCGGAGCGACCCGGUGGCCAGCCUGACUUUCCGAGGAGUGAAAAAGAGAACGAAGGUGAUCAAGAACAACACCAACCCAGUGUGGAACGAGGGCUUCGAGUGGGACCUGAAAGGUAUUCCAUUAGACCAGAAUGCUGAGCUCCAGGUUGUCGUCAAAGAUCAUGAAACCAUGGGCAGAAACAGGUUUCUGGGCGAAGCCCACGUGCCCCUCCGGGAUGUCCUGGCCUCCCCCAGCCUGGCUGCCAGCUUCAACGCACCUCUGCUGGAUGCCAAGAGACAGAGCACUGGGGGGUGCCUGAUCCUCCAAGUCUCCUACAUUCCGCCUCCUGGGGCAGCUCCCUUCGUGCCUCCUCCGGCCCCUCCGGAGCCAAAUCCGACUCCCCCAGAACUGGACACGGUGACAGACACGGGGGGUGAGGAAGACACCGAAGACCAGCUGGGCACCGAGGAGGAGGCGGAGCCUUCUGCAGGGCCACCAGCGCCAGAUCAGCCUCUCUUGCCAAAGAAGCCGCCGCCCCAUGUUCUUCCUGGAAGCAAGAGGAGAAAAAGCACUUCCCGGAAGCUGCUCUCCAACAAGCCCCAGGAUUUCCAGAUCCGGGUGCGCAUCAUUGAAGGGCGGCAGCUCUCUGGGAUCAACCUCAAGUCUGUGGUGAAGGUCACGGCAGUGGGGCAGACCAAGAGAACCAGGAUCCGGAAAGGAAAUGGCCCCUUUUUUGAUGAGACCUUUUUCUUCAACGUCUUUGAAUCCCCAGUGGAGCUUUUCGAUCAGCCUGUAUUCAUCACAGUUGUUGACUCCCGUUCUCUCCGGACGGAUUCUGUCAUUGGAGAAUUCCGGAUGGAUGUUGGAACCAUCUAUGCUGAACCCAAGCAUUGCUUCCUCCGGAAGUGGCUGCUGCUCUCAGAUCCAGAGGAUUUCUCGGUUGGAGCGAGGGGCUACCUGAAAGUCAGCGUGCACGUCCUCGGUCCUGGUGAUGAAGCGCCUAUGGAAAAGAAGGAAGCUGCUGACGAAAAAGAAGACAUUGAGGGCAAUAUUCUCAAGCUGCCGGGGGUGUCUCUCAGAGGGGCCCACUUCUCCCUCAAGGUUUAUCGAGCAGAAGACUUGCCCCAGAUGGAUGAUGCCAUAAUGGACAGCGUCAAGCAGAUCUUUGGCUUUGAAAGCAACAAGAAAAACCUCGUGGAUCCCUUUGUGGAAGUUACCUUUGCAGGGAAAACGCUCUGCAGCAAGAUAGUGGAGAAGAAUGCCAAUCCGCAGUGGAACCAGGUCAUCACGCUGCCUGCCAUGUUUCCCUCAAUGUGUGAGAAGAUGAGGAUCCGGGUCAUGGACUGGGACCGUGUCACCCACAAUGACAUCAUUGGCACCAGCAACCUUUGCAUGUCCAAAAUCUCCGCUCCGGGAGGAGAACUGGAAGUUGACGAUGGCCUUGGCUUCUUGCCCACCUUUGGACCAUGUUACAUCAACAUCUACGGCAGCCCAAGAGAGUUCACUGGAUUCCCUGACCCUUACGAAGAGCUCAACGCUGGCAAGGGAGAGGGUGUGGCUUAUCGUGGCAGAUUGCUGGUGGAACUGGAGACCAAGCUGGUAGACCAUGUCGAACAGAAGUUGGGAGACAUCCCGGCUGACGACAUCCUGCGGGUAGAGAAGUACCUGCGUCGGCGGAAAUACAACCUCUUUGCAGCCUUCUACUCAGCCACCAUGCUGCAGGGCGUGGGCGACGCCAUCCAGUUUGAGGUCAGCAUCGGUAACUACGGAAACAAAUUUGACAACACCUGCCUCCCGCUGGCCUCUACCACGCAGUUCAGCCGGGCGGUCUUUGAUGGCUGCCAGUAUUACUACCUCCCUUGGGGCAACGUGAAACCAGUUGUGGUUCUCUCCUCCUACUGGGAAGACAGUAGCCACCGGACGGAAGUGCAGAAUCUCCUCGCUGGAGCUGCAGACCGGCUGGCAGCCAACUUGGAGCUGGUCCACCUUGCCCGGAAAGCCAAGCGUUCUGUCAGCGCCUUGGACGCCCCCGUGGCUCAGCUGCUGGAUGAGCUCAUUGCGGACUGCAGCCAGCCCCUGGUUGAUGUCACCCAGAAGCCAAACGGCACCCAUUUGGACCACUAUCUUUAUCGUUUCCGCACCACCAACCUCAAUCAGAUGGUCCAGACGGCCUUCAAGUUGAAGCACGAAGACUCUGAUCUACAAAUGGUCUUGGAUCAGGCGGAAGAUUGGCUCUCUCGGUUAAAAUCCAUGGUGGAGGAGCCCCAGAACAGCCUCCCAGAUGUCGUGAUCUGGAUGCUGCAAGGGGACCGGCGCGUGGCUUAUGCCCGGCUGCCUGCCCGCGAGGUCCUUUUCUCCCGCAACGGAGCCAGCUGUUGUGGGAAAAACUGUGGAAAACUCCAGACCAUAUUCUUAAAAUGUCCUCAGGAAGAGGUAGCGGGUCCCAGGAUCCCAGCUCAGAUCCGGGUCCGGCUGUGGCUGGGGCUGGCUGUGGACGAGAAGGAGUUUAACCAGACAGCCGAGGGGAGGCUGUCUGUCUUUGCUGAAACGUAUGAAAACCAAACGAAGCUGGCAUUGGUUGGGAACUGGGGCACAACCGGUCUCACCUACCCCAAGUACUCGGACAUCACUGGCAAGAUAAAACUGCCCAAGGACAGUUUCAAGCCUUCCACCGGUUGGAUGUGGGCUGGAGAUUGGUUUGUCAGCCCUGAGAAGACGCUACUGCACGACGUGGACGCUGGUCACAUGACCUUUGUGGAGGAAGUAUUUGAGAACCAAGUGCGGCUCCCGGGUGGUCAGUGGAUCCACAUGGCCGAAGCCUACACAGACGUGAACGGGGAGAAGAUUUUGCCCAAGGAAGAAAUCGAGUGUCCUCUAGGAUGGAAAUGGGAAGACGUGGAGUGGGACACCGAUCUCAACCGAGCAGUUGAUGAGAAAGGCUGGGAAUAUGGCAUCACCAUCCCACCAGACAACAAACCGAAGUCUUGGGUGCCAGCGGAGAAGAUGUAUCACACUAACCGACGUAAACGUUGGGUGAGGCUCCGCAGAAGAGACCUUACUCAAAUGGAGGCACUGAAAAAGUGUAAACAGGAGGAGCUGGAAGGGGAAGGCUGGGAGUACGCCUCCCUCUUUGGCUGGACGUUCCAUAUGAAGUACCGCAAGACGGAUUCCUUUCGCCGCCGGCGCUGGAGACGUCGGAUGGAGCCCCUGGAGCACACAGGUCCAGCAGCUGUCUUUGCAUUGGAAGGUGCCUUGGGUGGUGUGACAGACGACAAGAGUGAUGAUGGCAGAUCAGUGUUGGCACUCAACUUUGGUGUGAACCGACCAACCAUUUCCUGCAUCUUUGACUAUGGAAAUCGGUACCAUCUCCGUUGCUACAUCUAUCAGGCAAGGAACCUGCUGGCCAUGGAUAAAGACAGUUUUUCAGAUCCCUACGCCAUUGUCUCCUUCCUACACCAGAGCCAAAAGACAGUGGUAGCCAAGAAUACGCUGAACCCAACAUGGGACCAAACGUUGAUCUUCUAUGAGAUUGAGAUCUUUGGGGCCCCCCAAAAUAUCGCUGAAUCCCCUCCCAACAUUGUGAUUGAAAUCUAUGACCAUGACACCUACGGUGCUGAUGAAUUCCUGGGCCGCUGCAUGUGCAAGCCAAGUCUCGACCACACGCCAAGAUUGUCAUGGUAUCCCAUUGUGAAGGGCAGCCAGACCGGAGGGGAGCUGCUAGCCGCAUUUGAGCUGAUUCAGCGAGAGAAGCCUGCUGUCCAUCACAUCCCAGGCUUCGAGACGGAGCUGACGUCUGUUCUGGAUGAGUCUGCAGAUUCAGACCUGCCUUACCCUCCACCACAGAGAGAGCCCAACAUCUACAUGGUCCCUCAAGGAAUCAAACCUGUUCUUCAGCGUACAGCCAUUGAGAUAUUGGCUUGGGGUCUCCGAAACUUGAAGAGCUACCAGUUGGCCAGUGUAACUUCUCCCAGUCUUCUGGUGGAAUGUGGUGGACAGAUGGUCCAAUCAACUGUUAUCAAGAACCUCAAGAAGAAUCCCAACUUUGACAUCUCUGUGCUUUUCAUGGAAGUGCGUUUGCCAAGGGAUGACCUGUACAGUCCUCCCAUCAUUAUCAAAGUCAUCGACAACAGGCCUUUUGGUCGCAAGCCUGUGGUAGGCCAGUGCACCGUCCAAUCACUGCAAGAAUUCUUCUGUGACCCCUACAAAGAAGAUACAGUAUUUCCUGAAACCCACACAGAUGACAUGAGCCUUACCCUAAAAGAUGACGUUCUGAUUGACAUUGAUGACAAAGAACCUCUCAUCUCAGUCCAGCCUGCAGAUGGCAUGACCAACUCAGCUUUAAUUAACAUGCAAACUUCUCGGCCCCAUCUCCAUGAAGAAGAAUUCAUUGACUGGUGGAGCAAAUUCUACGCUUCCGCAGGCGAGCGAAAGAAAUGUGGCUCCUAUCUGGAGAAAGGCUUUGAUACUCUAAAGAUCUACGAGACCGAGUUGGAGAGCAUAGAAGACUUUGGGGGCCUUUCGGAUUUCUGCCACACCUUUAAGUUGCACCGUGGCAAAGCUCAGGAUGACAGUGAAGACCCCACUGUUGUGGGGGAGUUCAAGGGUUCUUUCAAGAUCUACCCUCUGCCUGAUGACCCCACGGUGCCUGUCCCUCCGCGGCAGUUUCACCAGCUUCCAGCCAGAGGCCCCCAGGAAUGCCUCGUGCGGGUUUACAUCAUCCGUGCCUUUGAUCUGCAGCCAAAGGAUUCAAAUGGAAAGUGUGACCCGUAUGUGAAGAUUUCUGUGGGGAAGAAGUCCAUGAAUGAUCAGGACAAUUAUAUCCCAUGUACCCUGGAACCAGUCUUUGGAAAGAUGUUUGAGUUGACUUGUACGUUGCCCAUGGAGAAGGAUUUGAAGAUCACCCUAUAUGACUAUGACCUCUUGUCCAAAGAUGAGAAGAUUGGGGAGACCACCAUUGACCUAGAGAACCGGUUCCUUUCCAGAUAUGGGGCACGUUGUGGCCUUCCUCAGACUUACUGCAUCUCUGGCCCCAACCAGUGGAGAGAUCAGCUGCGCCCUUCCCAGCUUCUCCACCACUUUUCCUUGCAACACAGCUGCAAACCUCCAAUUUACAAGGCUGACCAGAUCGUCUUUGGAGAUCAAACGUACCGCCUCUCGGACUUUGAGGAUGGCAAACCCGAAAACCCACACCUGGGUCAUGCAGAAGAAAGGCUGGCCUUGCACGUUCUACAGAAGCAAGGCCUGGUCCCCGAACACGUGGAGACGAGACAGUUGUAUAGCCCUCUACAGCCGGACAUUGAGCAGGGCAAACUUCAGCUUUGGGUGGAUUUGUUUCCAAAAUCACUUGGGCCCCCAGGACCACCAUUCAAUGUGACCCCACGAAGAGCAAAGAGGUUCUACUUGCGUUGCAUUGUCUGGAACGCCCAAGAUGUCAUCCUGGAUGACCUCAGCAUCACCGGUCAGAAAAUGAGCGACAUCUAUGUGAAAGGGUGGCUGGUUGGUUAUGAGGAGAACAAGCAGAAGACGGACGUGCACUACCGGUCCCUGGGAGGCGAGGGCAAUUUCAACUGGAGAUUCAUCUUCCCCUUCGAUUACCUCCCUGCUGAGCAAGUCUGCUCCGUGGCAAAGAAGGAACACUUCUGGAGCUUGGACAAGACAGAGAAUAAAGUCCCACCCCAGUUGGUCCUUCAGAUCUGGGACAACGACAAAUUUUCCUUUGAUGAUUACCUGGGCUCCAUCCAGUUGGAUCUCAACUGCAUGCCAAAGCCAAGCAAGACAGCAGAAAAAUGCACCUUAGAUCUUCUUGAAUGCCGGGAGAGAGAAGUUUCACUUUUUGAGCAGAAGACAGUCAAGGGUUGGUGGCCUUGCGUGACCGAGCAGGAAGGCACAAAGACAAUUGCGGGGAAGUUGGAGAUGACACUGGAGAUCAUCAAUGAACAGGAGCAUGAAGAACUGCCAGCUGGGUUGGGCCGGGAUGAGCCCAACAUGAACCCCAAGCUGGAAGACCCAAAACGCCCUGAGACCUCCUUCCUGUGGUUCACCUCACCCUACAAGACCUUGAAGUAUAUCCUGUGGAGGAGGUUCAAGUGGGUCUUCCUCAUCCUCCUCAUCCUCUUCAUUGUGUUGCUCUUCCUGGGAAUCUUCAUCUAUGCCUUCCCGAAUUAUGCUGCCAUGAAACUGGUGAAGCCCUUCAGCUGAACCCACCCCGCCUCCCGGGGCCAGGCAAGAGGCAAAGGAUGCCUUUGGGGAUUGCAGGAGACCCAUCCUUCCCAUCACAGGACUGUGUGGAAGGCAGGCACACCCCUGCUGCCUGGUAAAAACCGCACCACAGAAAUGAACCCAAGAGCUUAAACUGCCCUCUCCCCAAUUUUCCCCAAAUGCUGCUCAAGUGACUUGGCUGAACUGAUGCACCAAGGCUGGAUGUUUCUUUCCAUGGCUCAUUUUCUGAAGAGGAAGCUCUUAUGGUUGAUGCUUGGAUGUGGCUGCUGUGGCCUGCAACAUGGGGGUUCAUGGCUCACCUGGAAGACCUCUUGAGAAAGGAAAAGGGUGGCACAGGGAGGAAGGAGACAGGGGCAUCCAGUGAGGGGUCAACAAAGUCAAGACGGUGGUCAUGACCGCACAAGCAAAGCCUGGCCCCUUUUCUACACCGCAGGCUUCUUCGAGGCCUUGGACCCUUGCCUGGUUUCUAGAGCAGGGUUCCCUUGCAGAGGUUUUAGCUACAAUACCCAUCACCCCCCUGGAGGAAGAUGGGAGAGGGGGUCCAGCACAGCUGUAAGGAAGAAUGGCACUCUUUCUAAGACACCUUCCUUGCAAUGCACAGUACAGGAGACCCUCAUUAUGCACAGUUUCACUGACCACGGUUGGUAAAUACAGCCUGGACCUCAUCACCUGCAGACCUCCAGGGUCUGGUGCACAGUUCUGUCUGGCAGAGGACUCUGCGACAUUUUUGUGUGCAAAUUAUGCACGGGCAAAAUGGUGGACGGACUUUUGCUCAUGCAUACAGUGCAUUUUUCUCCAAGUCUUGUUACCUGAGGUUUCCUUAUGCUUGGUGUUUGGUGGAACAGAACGGCUGCAUAUUACAAAGGCUGCCUGUCCUUCAAAGAUGGCUGUGCCCGUCCCAAUCUUCCAUUUCACAUACUACUGUAACCUAGGCGCUGAAAGAGAUUUGAAGCUUUACGACAGUUCUGUUUUUAAUGAAUGCCAAGAACCAACUUUCUCUUGCCAGACCCGGGAGAUUGGGUGCAGCUACUUUCAGCAAGAUGAAAUAGUGAUUUGGAAAUUGAGGUUUCCAGGAUCGUCAUUCCGUGUCUGAAAAGAGGGUUAAGUGCCUGAGAGGGCCAAGCAUUGAUCCCCAAUACAUGAAAAAAGUUGAGUUAUGGGAUUUGCAUUUGUUUGACCUGGUGCAAAAGCAAGGAGGAGCUGGGGAUCUGCAAGGAAGCUGCCUCAUAGCAAGUGGGGCCAUUGGUCCUUCUCACUCUGUACCAACUAGUAUAUGUUUCAACAAGGGGCUGUCCCACAAGCCCCCCUGAGCCCCCUCAGCCACACCCUUGGCUCUGUCACCCAGAGGGCAGUAAGACAUUAGAAUCUGUGGUCUUGGGAAGAGUUCAUGAUCAUCAAGAGAAGAGUCCUCUCUGUCGGAGCCUCGAGAAGGUCCAUACAAUCUUGCAGUUCAGGAAAGCUGUGCUUGUUGGAAACAAUGACUAAGACUCAAACUUUUUUCAAUAUGUAUUGGUUUCCACACAUUUCAGAAAUCACUGUAGGCCAUUUCAUCAGCAAUGUUUAUCACUGGGAAUCGUACAGUUAUGAAUUUGGGAGGAAGGAUCCAUGGGAUCAACCUUGCAAGUGAUUGUUUUGUAUAAGUACCUGAACAUUUGCCAGUUGGGAUCCAGAUAUCCUUGGGUUAAAAUUCUAGGAAAAGGGCUGUUUGUUUGUGAAACAUUUCUUUCUGUUCUCAGAAAUAUUGCCUGCCCAACUGUUUUAGUUUUCCAACCCAAGAACCUGCUGGAGAUAGACCUCUUCAUGUUUUCCUAACUCCUGAGCUCAUCCUUUCUUAUUUGAUCGAUUAUCUGCCAUCAAGCCAUGUUGACUCUUAGCGACCCCAUAGAUAGAUGUUCUCCAUGGUGAUCUGUCCCCAACCUGGUCCUUCAGGUCUUCCAACCCAUCGCCACCGUAACCGAGUCCCUCCACCUUUGCAUAACGUGUCCAGUUUCUUGACGUACGGAAUGAGGAACCUUUGUGACUGUCUGACACAUCAGGAACACGCGGGGCUUCUGUGCUGGCUCCAUUAAUUCUAUAAACUCACUGGCUGAAAAUCGUCGAGUGUAAUCAGACAGAUGACUUCCAACCACACACUCCUUAUUUGUAAUGUAGCUCUUUUAGCCUCCCCUGGAAUAGGGUCUGGCACGGAGGUAGCCUUAAGAAGGGGGGAGAAGGUCCUCCCCGCUAAACUAAGCGCUUCUCUCCAUAUGCUAACACAUGCAGGUUUCAUGAAAGGUUUCGUUACCCAACGUCCUUCAAGCCGAACAGACUGGCAUCCUGCCUUUUCUGGACAAGUUGCCUCUGGAGCCAGCGAAGCCGGUCCCCACCCCAGCCCUAGGACCCUCGGCCAGGCCAGCCAGGCUCCUCUGUCCAGAUCUGGGCCCGCAACGCCUGCUGCUGAACGGGCUGGGCAGAUCCCCUUCCUCUUGCUUCCUGGUCUUGGGAUAUCAGGCCUGACCCGCAAAACAGCCUCUUCUGCGUUGAGCGAACAAGCCAAGCCCUGUAGUUGUACUUCUGCAACAUGGAAGAGCUUUUCUGUGCCAUGAUGCUUGCUGCAGCUGAGACAAUCCAGGAACCAGAUGUAAAACCGCCUGUGAGCUGCUCUGGAACCGGCCUCUUUGAAAGGGAGGUGGCGGCGAGCUUCCCACAUCACCUGUAUCUGCCUUUGGAGCAAUGCUCUAAUUGCACUAUAGUUACUAACGAAAUGCUAUUAAAUCUUCUGA